Messenger RNA from Hordeum vulgare subsp. vulgare (domesticated barley), 2114 nucleotides. RefSeq lists its product as uncharacterized. The transcript is spliced from 9 exons. The record is from RefSeq and is a predicted model, not a curated record. Gene Ontology annotation, biological process: protein transport. NCBI's taxonomy places the organism in Eukaryota, Viridiplantae, Streptophyta, Magnoliopsida, Poales, Poaceae. The coding region runs from base 107 to 1474 and encodes 455 amino acids.
ACCCCGCUCCCACCUCCUCCUCUCCGUCCCCCUCCGGCCUCCACCGCCCCGCUCCUCUUUCUCCUCCUCGUCCGCGCCCAAUCUCAGGACGCAGCCGCAGCGGCUGAUGGCCGGCCCGGCGGCGACCGGCGGUGGGAAGGGGGCAGCGGGAGGGAUUAAGGUCGGCGGGAGCGGGGGGCCCGCGUUCGUGGGGCAGGUCUUCACCAUGCUCGACCCCUCCGGGAACGGCCUCAUGGCCGUCACCAGACGCUUCGACCUCCCGCACUUCAUCGCCGACAGGACUCCUACAUGGUUUAAAAGGAUAUUGUCACCACUGAAGAAGAGUGACAAUGAUCCAGUGUUUAGGUUUUUUAUGGAUCUGAAUGAUUCAGUGUCCUAUGUUAAGCGGCUAAAUGUCCCAAGUGGUAUGGUGGGGGCUUGUCGACUUGAUGUAGCUUAUGAACAUUUCAAGGAAAAGCCUCACAUGUUCCAGUUUGUUCCAAACGAGAAGCAGGUCAAAGCUGCUAAUAAGCUCUUAAAGUCAAUCCCACAAAGGGGCAGAAGGAAAAAACUUGCUGGUGUACCUGUUUUUAGUGCUCAAAAUUUGAAUAUUGCAGUGGCAACGAAUGAUGGAAUUAGAUGGUAUUCACCAUACUUUUUUGAUAAAAACUUGUUGGACAAUAUUCUUGAAGCUUCAAUGGAUCAGCAUUUUCAUUCAAUGAUUCAAAACCGCCAUAUACAACGUAGAAGAGAUAUUGUUGAUGAUAGUUUAACAUCAGAAAUACUUGAAGAAAGUGCAGACAGCUUGCUUGAGCCCCCAGAGAUGCAAGAAUUAAUGAAUGAGAUUGGUCCAGCUGGAAUACCAUUAAGUGUUGUAACAAAAGCCGCUGAGAUCCAGUGUCUUGAUGUUGUUGAUAAACUACUUCUAGGAAAUAAGUGGCUCAGAAGAGCUACUGGCAUACAACCACAUUUUCCUUAUGUUGUUGACUCAUUUGAAGAAAGGACAGCAAUUUCAGUUGACAGGAUUGCUACCUCCUGUAAUACUUCAACUGCCUCUAAGGAUGCUGACUGCUGCCCAGUUGAUCAGCAAUCUCAAACUUUGGAGCCAAACGUUGAUAGCGGCAACGACAGAAAACACAAUAGCCGAGAUCAUGGCCAGUCUCACUUCCCAUUUAGCAAUCUACUUUCUAAUAUUUGGCCAGGGCAUGAUAGAACGUUCAAAAAGCAAGAAAAUGACUCCAGAUCCAGAAGAUAUGAUUCAAGCAUGAAAGAUGAUUUGCAAGCAAACCCUCUUCUCCCCAAAAUCACCAUGGUUGGCAUCUCCAUGAGCGAAGGGGGACAAAUGAGCAAGGCCAACCUAAAGAAAACAAUGGACGACUUGACCAAAGAGUUGGAGCAAGCAGGCGAAAAAACGGUCUUCAGCGGUGAGAAAGAUCCGCUGUUUGUUGCCAAUGUUGGUGAUUACUCCAGGAUUACAAAGUUUAGUUCGACAUGAGAUUCAUUUUUGGUACACGAGAUUCAUUCUCGCAAAGCACAAGUAUGAGCACCUUCCUGUGCUUCUCAUGAAGAGCUUCUGAUUCAUCUACUCAUCCAGUCGACCCGGCGCAUAAUUGAUGUCUUAACAAAAUCAGCUGGACAAGUCAAUAUUUUAACUUCAGCGUCAUAUGGCGUUGCAAACGGCGUGAGGGCUAGUAUGUAUGUUUGUAAAAAAAAAUUGCCCAUGGUUUUGUCAGUACAUGAGGAUUGAGGAGACAUACAGGCAUGCCGGGGUUCUGCAAGACGUUCCUGUUUCCUUUUUCAGAAUUCGACAGAAGACAGACAGUCUGCCAAAGGAUGCUGUGUACAUGUAUAAUUGGCAUUUGCUGCCAUUGUAUGUACAACAAAUUACUGUAAGGAAGUUUGUUGGUCCGAGUUUGUCAUGAAUUAGACGACAUAUUUGUAUUUUAUUCCCUCCAUUCGGAAAUAAGCAACGCUGUUCUAGUUCAGUGUCAUUGAGGGAGUAUUUGAAAAUGAACAAUGAAUCUGUUCUAGUUCAGUGUCACUUGUUUCCGAACGGAGGGAGUAUUUGAAAAUGGUCAAUGAAUCGGAUAACUGGAAGAACAUAUAUAUAGAUCAAAACAGCUCAUACUGAUUUA